AGCCCAUGCAGAAGCAUCAUCUUCCGUGAAUCAUGAUGUGCCCACCACCAUGGAUGAGAAAAUGAGAAACAGAGAAGUAGCGAAUGAAGGGAGCGAUGAGGAGAAAGCUCUAGAGUCCAAUAAUGUUUCUCAGGCAGAAGGAAAGAAGAAAAAGCAGCGUUCUGGAUUUCGAGACCGUAAGGUGAUGGAAUAUGAAAACAGGAUCCGAGCUUACUCUACUCCAGAUAAAAUCUUUCGAUACUUUGCCACAUUGAAAAUCAUCAAUGAGCAUGGAGAGUCGGAAGUAUUUAUGACCCCACAAGAUUUUGUGCGAUCUAUAACACCAAAUGAAAAGCAACCAGAAAAUUUAGGUCUUGAUCAAUUUGUGGUGAAACGCUACGAUGGAAAGACAGAGAGAAUCUCCCAGGAACGUGAGAAGUUUGCUGAUGAAGACAGCAUCUUUUAUGCCCUUGGAGAAUGUGGCUUGAUUUCCUUUUCCGAUUACAUCUUCCUCACAACAGUUCUGUCAA
Messenger RNA from Protobothrops mucrosquamatus (brown spotted pit viper), 509 nucleotides. RefSeq names its product calcium uptake protein 1, mitochondrial-like. NCBI's taxonomy places the organism in Eukaryota, Metazoa, Chordata, Lepidosauria, Squamata, Viperidae. The record is from RefSeq and is a predicted model, not a curated record. The transcript has 5 exons. The annotation marks the transcript as partial. Gene Ontology annotation, molecular function: calcium ion binding. Gene Ontology annotation, biological process: mitochondrial calcium ion homeostasis; calcium import into the mitochondrion. Gene Ontology annotation, cellular component: uniplex complex.